UUUUCUCUUCACCACUUCCUACUACACAAGAAGUAGCUAUAGGCCUCAAUUAGUUAUUAUAUUAAUUUGGUCUAAGUAGUUGUUAUUACUUGUGUAGUAGUUCUUCUCCAAUGGCUGAUUUAGGUUCAGCCUCUUCCAAGAGAAUGUGGUGUUCCGUUCCAGAAAGAAUGCAGCUUCACUUGGCCAUGUUGGCCUUGCAGUUUGGCUAUGCUGGAUUCCAUGUUGUCUCAAGAGCUGCACUUAACAUGGGCGUUAGCAAGCUUGUUUUCCCAGUCUAUCGGAACAUCAUUGCCUUGCUUCUGCUCCUUCCCUUUGCCUACUUCUUGGAAAAGAAGGAUAGGCCAGCCAUGACUUUAAACUUCGUCUGCCAGUUCUUUCUUCUGGCACUUGUCGGGAUUACAGCAAACCAAGGUUUCUACUUGCUAGGGUUGGAGAACACAUCCCCUACCUUCGCAUCAGCAAUACAGAACUCAGUCCCAGCCAUUACAUUUCUCAUGGCAGUCAUAUUAAGAAUAGAGCAAGUGAGAUUGAACCGAAAAGAUGGGUUGGCUAAGGUGGCGGGAACAGUGCUAUGUGUGGUUGGAGCCACCGUGAUCACACUAUACAAAGGUCCAACAAUAUAUAGCCCAACAACUGGUGUGAACAUAAACAACACAAGAGUGACACAAGUGUUUGAAUUGGGGUCAGUGUCACUGGGAGAUGCAAAGGGGAAGAACUGGACCCUAGGGUGCUUAUACCUCAUUGGACACUGCUUGUCGUGGUCUGGUUGGCUUGUGUUGCAAGCACCGGUUCUCAAGAAGUACCCGGCUCGCCUCUCUGUCACUUCCUACACCUGUUUCUUUGGACUCUUGCAGUUUCUCGUCAUUGCUUUGCUCCUUGAAAGAGACGCGCAGGCAUGGCUUUUCCACUCUGGUGGAGAAGCUUUCACUAUUUUAUACGCGGGAGUGGUGGCAUCUGGAAUUGCCUUCGCUGUACAAAUAUGGUGCAUUGACAGAGGUGGUCCUGUGUUUGUUGCCGUCUAUCAACCUGUUCAGACUUUUGUUGUCGCCAUCAUGGCUUCCAUUGCUUUAGGAGAAGAGUUUUACUUGGGCGGGAUCAUUGGUGCCGUGUUGAUUGUAGCGGGACUGUACCUUGUCUUGUGGGGUAAGAGUGAAGAGAGGAAGUUUGCAAGGGAGCAGCUUGCGAUUGCAUCCACUGAGCAUAGCAUCAUAAGGCCCGCAAGCCACGCCAAAGCAUCACUUGCUCAGCCACUCCUUUCUUCAUCAACAGAGAAUGUUUGAACAAGAUCAAAAUUCCAACUUCAAACCACACACCAUUUUCUUGGUGAGAAGAAGUAAAAGAAAAAAGGGGAAAAAAGAUACCAGCUAUACCUUACUAGUUACUACUGCUACUACUACAUUAUGUCAGCAAGUUUGUGUGUGUUGGAACCGGUUUUCAUCUUUUCCUUUCUUUUUUUUUUAUUUAAUUCAAAUGCUUUUUUAGUAGGUCAUUUAGAAUAUGAGAGAAUUGUGGGAAUGGUUGUAAUGGUGGAUGCCACUUUAAGUGGGGCUAGAGCCUGAAAUCCCCCCAUAUGCUUUUGUAUGUCAAUUAAUUUAUGGUUUGAUUUAAGAAAUGAAUUUUUGUUUUUUGGGUCUUGCGAA
This is a messenger RNA of Glycine soja, 1640 nucleotides long. Its product is annotated as protein WALLS ARE THIN 1-like. Gene Ontology annotation, cellular component: plasma membrane. The record is from RefSeq and is a predicted model, not a curated record. Gene Ontology annotation, molecular function: transmembrane transporter activity. Bases 111 to 1280 code for a protein of 389 amino acids. NCBI's taxonomy places the organism in Eukaryota, Viridiplantae, Streptophyta, Magnoliopsida, Fabales, Fabaceae. The transcript is spliced from 6 exons.